Osmia lignaria (orchard mason bee) is the source of this 4180-nucleotide messenger RNA. RefSeq lists its product as uncharacterized. The record is from RefSeq and is a predicted model, not a curated record. NCBI's taxonomy places the organism in Eukaryota, Metazoa, Arthropoda, Insecta, Hymenoptera, Megachilidae.
ACAUUGCUGUUUCUUGGUAAUUCUAUUCCAGUCGCUAGAUGGCGGAACCUUACAGACUUUGCAUCGAACUGUUCCGAUAUAAACUAGUAUUUUUGCAAAUAAAUUGAUGGAUUUUUGUAAAAAUCAGGAUAUUCGUUCAUUAUCCUGAGAAAUUAUUUUGUGCAAAAUUUGAGCCUCAUAGCUUCAACAGUUUUUAAGUUAUUUAUGAUUGAUUUUUUUUUAUUGAUGUCUAUUUCCACCUGCAAUAAAUUUAAUAUAUGUAGUUAGAUGAAUUUGUGAUAAGAAAAGGAGCAAUAUUUGAUUAUUGCCUUUCAGAGCAAUUAUCUUUCAGCAUUUUAAGGACAUUGUUGAAAGAAGAGUAAUUUGGAAUUGAUUAUUAUAUCGAUUAAUUAUUAUAAUUAAUUCUCGCUAAAUUUAGUAUCAGCUACUCUGAAUGGCGCCAUGCUUCCUGAAUAGCAUCAGUGAGUCAACGAGAUCUAUCAUCGUGAUGACAUCAGAUCCUCUCCAUUGCAGGUGCAUUAGAGAACCGGUAGUUUGUUGCCAAAGGCAUUACUCGAGCAUCUGAAAUGAUUUUAGCAGAUUCGUUGAGAGUCAUUGGCACUUUGAUGCGUUUCUUUCAUUCAAAGUCAAUGAUCCUUCGUUGCUUUCUUAUAUCUUAUAUCAACUUGAAAACUAUUAGAGAUAAAGAUACUUUUUAUACAUUGUUAGAAAGGUCUCUCUGAGACUAGCUCAAAACCGUUUCGUUUGUGCGGCUAAGUGGUCGGAGUCAAAAGUUACAGAGGUUUCAAUUUUUCUAUAGAAAAUCUACGGGUCGCACAGUUUGGCUAUGGGGUCCUUGACACCCCAUGAUGGUAUUAGGUUGGUGCACAGAAAGAGUCAGUGGGGUCCCUGGCACCCCAACAUGAUAUUUCGUCGACGCGCAGAAAAGUCAGUGGGGUUCCUGACACCCCAAAAUGAUAUUUUAUCGGCGCGCAGAAAGAGUCAGUGGGGUUCCUGACACCCCAAGAUGAUAUUUUGUCGGUGCGCAGAGAGAGUCAGUGGGGUUCCUGACACCCCAAGAUGAUAUUUUGGCGGUGCGCAAAGGAAGUCACCGGGGUCCCUCACACCCCAAGAUGAUAUUUUGACGGUGCACAGAGAGUGGUCGGGGUCUCCGAUACCCCAAGAUGGUAUUUUGUCGGUGCACAGGGAGUUGCCGGGGUCCCCGAUACCCCAAGAUGGUAUUUUGUCGGUGCGCAGAGAGAGUCAGUGGGGUUACUGACACCCCAAGUAGAUAUAUUGGCGGUGCGCAAAGAAAGUCACCGGGGUCCCUCACACCCCAAGAUGAUAUUUUGACGGUGCGCAAAGGAAGUCACCGGGGUCCCUCAUACCCCAAGAUGAUAUUUUGACGGUGCAUAGAGAGAGUGGUCGGGGUCCCCGAUACCCCAAGAUGGUAUUUUGUCGGUGCGUAGAAAGAGUCAUUGGGGUCCCUGACACCCCAAGACGAUAUCAAGUCUGCACGUAGAGGGCGCCACCAACGCUUCGGGGUCCCUGACACCCCGGAAUGAAAUCAGGACCGUACGUAGAGGGCACAACAGGUAUAAUAAUCAUCUAAUUUUUUUCCGGAAUUUAUUUAAUUUACUUUAUUUAUUUUCUUUGCUUAUUAAAUAAGCUCAUCGAAGGCGAAUAACAUUUAUGAUUGUAUCCCUCCUUUAUUUCACUUUUUCCAGUUAUUUAUAUAAUUUUAACCAUCUUUAUGGGCCAAGGCCACCCUUUUCAGUUAUUAAUUAUUUUAUCCUUUUUUAUAGGUCAAACCCCACGCUCUCUAACUAUUUAUUAUCCUACUCCUUUUUAUGGACCAAAGCCUCCCUUGGCAAAUUUUUAUUUCUUCAUUCUUUUUAUGAGCCACAGGGGACUACCACUAAAUCACUGGAUCUCCGUAUUCUUUGUUAUUGAAUACUUUGAUGAUACACUGAUUGCGUACAAUAAAAUUAAUUUAGAAAAUUUUAUAGGGAAUUCCCAAGUUGAAUUUAUCUUUAUUUCUUCUUUUUUCUAAUAUUUCAUCGCGACGUUUCAAACAGUGUCCGCAGAAACACUUUUAUCUGAGUCUAAUCUAAAACGAGCUGCAAAAUGACAGUGCAGCGCAAUAUUUCAACUAGGCUUAUCAAAAAUAACUCUUGCAUCAGUAUCCAAGAAAAAUUAUAUAAACCAGAGACUAAUUCAGUGGAAAGAAAAAUAUCGGUACAAGUGCAGGAGUUAGUAUCUCAAUCUCUAAACAUGUGAAUCAUUCAGAUUCCAUAAUUUCACCCAAAAACCAGCUAAUUAAUUCAAGCAACUUUACAUUGGUCAAUUCUGAAAGUGUGCAUCAUUUGGAAAAAGCACUCCAGCGUUUUCUGUCCAAAAUAGCAGACCCUAUAAAUGGAACAAUUGUACUGCAAUCCACGUCGAAAAAUGGGAAAGACGUGCAGUUAUCGAUUCGAAAAAUGUGCGAAUCCAUGCAGAAGGCUCUUGCACGAUUCGCUGAUGACUGCCAAUUAGACGUUCGGCUCUAUAAACAGAAUUUGAUCAAUGAUCCAUUGUCUGAUGAUUGGUAUUCUGAAAGUCUGCUCCAAGGCGCUUAUAUUCUUCGCGAUCUCGGAAACGUGAUCAAUGGAAUAGGGACGUCGAUUAGAAUGCACUUUCGCGAUGGGAAUGCAACUGCAGUGGAAAAUAAGCAAGUAACAAGACAGCCAGAAAGCUUCCAAUUCCUAGGCGUCGUGUACAACGCAGCAGAGUUCACCGAAAACCUAUCCAAGUGUCUUUUACAAAUGCCCGACACAAGGAGUCGCAAAUCGUUCUCUAUAAACCGUGAAGUACUAAAUCUUGCGAAGCACCCUCCAAAAGUCGCAAUAAAAAAAUUAAAAUCAAACUUAAAUACCAUUUCUUUGGACCAAGUACCUAAAACUCGAACGGAGCAGAAAUACUGGCAGGUGAUUCUUUGUCUGUCGAUGAUUAACAAACAGGGAAGUUACGAAAAUUGCAUACGAGAUCUGCAGAAGCUCGAUAGCUGUUUACUCGAUUCGAAACAGCGGUCUGAGAACAAAAGGAAAAGUAUUCAUGCGAAUACGUGGGUGAAGGCGAUUGAACGGCUGAGCGAUUGCAAGAUUCAAGCGGAUAAGAGCGAACAGGUAGAGGUUUCCUGUAAAUCCGUGCGGGAAACUCCGAAAAAGAUGCAGCAGAAGGUGAAGUACGCGUUCGAGAGGAUGUUGGAUAAGAAAAUAACGAGGAAAUCGCCUUUGCACCGAGCUGCCAUGGAUCUUGCUGACACUAUGUCGCAGAGCAAAUUAGGACAGAGCUUCGUGGAUGAACUUCUCCAGUAUUUUGAGAUUUUCGAGGAUGGACAGAGGAAGUUACAGAGGUUUUCCACGAAAAAUAAAACCGGAAUAUCAAGACGCAAUGAGAUCGUAGAAGCACUGCAAACAUACAGAAGAGGGAUACUUCUGAGGACAUUCAACGCGAUUCAUAAAAUGCAUCGAUCCGUAUCCACUUUCGAACAGUUCCUCGUGAAAGGAAUCAAAGACACUCUGAACGAAGCUUGGCAGAGUCAUUUGAAUGUUUUAUCGAGUUUAAUGAAGUGGAUGAACAAACUACUGGAGCUGUACAGUGGAGAGACUGUCAGUGAAAAUGGGCAGAGCUCACCGAAUGAUUCGUUGGCUGAUGAUCAGUGGAAUGAAGAUGAAAGUUCAUUUUCUGAGGAUAGUUUAGAACACUCCAUAGCUACUCGUUCUAGGCCUGAGAUCAUGAAAGAAGCAGAUGUCUCUAUGAAGGAUUUAAUAGAAUCCAUGAAUAGUGUGAACAAAUAUCGAAGUUCGAAUGAUAGUAUGUUGUCUUGUGUCGCAAACAAUCUUCUUUUAGUUACAAUUUUUAUGGGAACCAUUGGUUUUGUAUCCUCGUUGUACUGUUUUGAUUAUUCCAUGAAGGAUGAAGAAAAUUCCCUUGAUUUUAAUAAUGAAUGGAAACAUGCACCCAGGUCUCUUCCCCUCGAAUACAGACAAAUUGUUAAUCUUGUUUCGCAGGAUGAUUUGCUUUUGGAAUUUCGUGAUAAUUCGAGUGCUCCCAUUUCUAAUUAUAGUGAUUAACACAGCAUAUGUCAUUAUAGAUAAUUGUAGUAUUGAAACAAUGUAGAUUUGGAGUUAUUUUAAUUAAAAUAAAAUUUAAAAAAAAA